AUGCAGUCUCCCACCUUCGACAUGUGGAAGGACUACCUCCACUUGAGCCAGCUGGUGUUGGCGCUGGCCCAGAGUCGGAGCCCGAGGCCAGAGGACCAAGGCGUGAGUGAGCCGAGACCUGAGCCACCGCUGGGGCAGAGCGAGGGGCAGGGAGGGCCGGGGGCCGGCGGGGGCCUGUGCAACUUCUGCAAACACAACGGGGAGUCCCGCAACGUCUACGCCUCCCACCAGCUGAAGACCCCGGAGGGUGUGGUGGUAUGCCCCAUCCUGAGACACUACGUGUGUCCCCUGUGCGGGGCCACCGGGGGCCAGGCCCACACGCUCAAGUACUGCCCGCUCAGCAGCAGCCAGCAGUCCCUGUAUCGCCGUAGUGGCCGCAACUCGGCAGGCCGCAAGGUUAAGCGCUGA
Molecule: messenger RNA, 408 nt
Organism: Echinops telfairi (small Madagascar hedgehog)
Lineage: Eukaryota; Metazoa; Chordata; Mammalia; Afrosoricida; Tenrecidae
Gene: NANOS2
Product: nanos C2HC-type zinc finger 2
Exons: 1
Coding region: 1-408 (135 amino acids)
Biological process (GO): negative regulation of translation; oogenesis
Cellular component (GO): perinuclear region of cytoplasm
Molecular function (GO): mRNA binding; zinc ion binding
Source: RefSeq, a predicted model, not a curated record